AUGGCGUCCCAAUUCCAGGAGCCCAGACAUACCAUUCAACAGCAAGACCACAUCAUGCAGCUCUCAACACUCGCACUUCUCUUCGCCACUGUCGGUUUCGCCACAGCAGCGCCUGCGCCGCGCGACUACUGCCCCCGCAGCCAAGACGUGAAGACCGGCGCAUACAUCGACACUGGCUGUGGCACAACCCUGCACCCACAUGGCAAGUGGGACCUGUGCGUCCGCACCAAAUGGGAUAUUGCCGCCGGCAACGAUUUCUUCCUUGGUGAAUGCGUUGCGGGAUACUCGGGAGGGAGUGGCGGACGCUACCGCUUGAACAGGGGUCGUACGCAGAUCCAAUCGAAAGAGAGCAGCUCGGACGCGUUCUGCAUCACGGCGCCAAUCAGCGAGAGCGACGGAGACUGGGCCAAGGUUCAUUCGUGCCGUGGUCUCCCCAGCCAAACGUGGAUCGUAACCGACAACAUGUCCAUCAACCUUGCCGACACCAACAAGUGUCUUGAAGUUUCACACUUCCCCGGUGCCCGGCUUCGUGUGGCCGAGUGUAACGGGUCAGACGACCAGAUUUUCGACAUCCUGGGUGGCGAGGGUGUCCCUGCUUUCACCCCGUCGGGGUAG
This is a messenger RNA of Apiotrichum porosum, 615 nucleotides long. RefSeq lists its product as uncharacterized. Lineage: Eukaryota; Fungi; Basidiomycota; Tremellomycetes; Trichosporonales; Trichosporonaceae. The record is from RefSeq and is a predicted model, not a curated record. The transcript has 2 exons. The coding region runs from base 1 to 615 and encodes 204 amino acids.